AUGGCUGGCCCAGUUGCUGCAGGGCUGGAGCCGGUUCUGUCAAAAAUCCUCAGCGAUGGCCAAGCUACGUCGCCUCCGCUGGAGACCCUGGCUGCUACGGUCCUCAACGAGUGCAGCACGCUAGCGGAGGUUUCUGUGGGCUCGUAUCGGCGCAAGGGUGCAAGUCAGAAGACCGCUGCGGCCAAUCCACCGGCGCAGCUGCGAUGGGGAUACGCCUCCAUCACGAAAACAGUGGUGGGAGUGGUGAUGCAGAUGCUCAUGGCCAAUAGCAGUCUACCUGAAAUUGGCUGGAGACUUGGAGCGAAAGCAAGGCUCCGUGGGCUCUUAGUGACGGCCCUACAGUGUUUGUGUGCUGUCGCGCGUGUUUGCCACAUGAGGAAUGACAAGCUCAGCCAAUGGUUGCCAGAUUUGGCGCCCGGCACGGACUUCGAGAACGCCUCCCUCCUGGACGUGGCCUCGCACAGCGCCUGUCUUUUCCCCGAUGGCGCGCCGUGGACUGCUGAGGGAACCGCGGCACUGUGGAGUGCGUGGAGUCGUGGAAUCGUUGCAUACCGUGAAGUCUGGGUGAACAACACCUUGCAAUACGGGGCGCUGGGCAACUGCACGCCAGAGCUCAAUACCGUACACAACUAUGUCCACGUUGACGGUGUGCAGGUCUUGGCAUUGAUCGAAGAGAGGAUCUCGGGCAUGGAUUUCGGCACCUUGGCGAAGACUCUCAUCUUCGAUCCGCUCCACAUGAGCACGGCAGAGGUCGUUGACGCGAAUCCCGCCGGAGGGCUCUGGGCUCCUCUAAGUGAACUAGGAAUCUAUGGCCAGUGGCUGGUCCAAGGCUACAACGGACGACCUGAGGCUUUGGCCAAGACUCUCUUGAAACAGCAGGACUUCGUGGACUUGCUUUCGCCCAUUCAAAAGCACGGAGUUCUGCUGGGGACGGGUCGCACCUUUGCAGUAUGGUCUGACUGGAAGACCGGUGAACCUCGGGCAGGCCACGGCGGCUGUUUGGGUGCGUAUUUGGAGCUUCAACCAACGCAGAACUUGGUUCACAUCGUGGCCUUCUUUCCGGAAGAUGCAGACUGGGUGGUGAGCUGUGAUACGAUGGUGCCCCAAACGGGAAACCUCUGGGCAGCACAGGCCAGCAUCAGAGAAGCCUUUGAGGCUUGCCGCCAGAGACCCGCGCAUCUAUGCGGCAGCAGUCCGGUGGCAACGUCGCUGUCUUGUGAGAUCACCGAAACAUUCACUUUAGAUGAGAACACGUUGGACGCACCGUACAAGAAAAGUAGUUGCAAAGAAGAAGACCUCACUUCGUUCGUGAAAGGACUCUUGGACACGUACCGUGCUGUGGACUUUUCAACCAAAGCCUUUGUGGUGACAGAAGGCUGUUGGGGCACCUUCCAAUACUAUGCAUCCGAUCCAUGCACCUCUAUUCAUGAGGGAUUCAAGUUGUGCCAGGAACAGAAUUGGGAUUGCGGUGUUUUCCUGGUAAACAACGACAGCUACAUCGCCGAGGACUUGCCAUGUCGUUGUGGAGUCUCAGUUCCAAAGGCCGUUUGCUCGACCUUCGGCGAGAUGUCUUGCAACAUCACCAGGUCAUCCCCAGAGAUCAACACGAGCUGCUUGAUCCGUUCUGAUACCGGGCCCGCAACAUCCACAUCCCUUUCGGGCGGCACGGACACAUCCACAUCCGUUUCGGGCGGCACAGGCACAUCCACAUCCGUUUCGGGCGGCGCAGACGGAUCAUCCACAUCCCUUUCGGGCGGGUUGUCUUCUGCAUCGGGAGAGUGCCGAAUUUGUGGAUCGUGGUUAUGUCUACCUCUCGGACUUGUGGGGUUGCUGCUCUGA
This is a messenger RNA of Symbiodinium natans, 1839 nucleotides long. The record is from the annotation of a GenBank genome assembly. NCBI's taxonomy places the organism in Eukaryota, Dinophyceae, Suessiales, Symbiodiniaceae.